AUGGAAUUUGAAAAAAAGAAAAAUAGGCAGACUAUAGAAUUGGAUUUGGAAAAGGGUUCAGAGAAAUCUUUAAAUAAAAAACCGGAAACUGUAACUUCGAAAUCUUUAGAGUUAGAAAAAAGACCAGAUAACUCUGAAAAUACCAUUACUCUCACUGAAUUACAAUUAAAUGAAACUGAUAGACCGACACAAGCAAAUGAAACAGUAAAAAAUGUUAAGGGACAGUUUCAAUGUAAUCCACACAAAAGUAAAAUACAUAAACAGGAAAUAUAUUCCGAGAAAAGUCCUUUGCAGAAUGUUGAAAGUAAUGACGACGUAGAAUAUCAAAUUAUGACAGAAAAGGAGAAAUCCAACACGAGCGAUCUAGAAAACGAAGAAAAUGAUGGAAAAGAUAGAAAUUUAAAGAUCGACAGAUUGAAAUGUCACAAAGGAACCAACAAAGCAGAGAAUAUUUUAGAAGAAUCGUCUGCAAGUUCUGAUGAAUUCCUAAGUCUAGCACAGACGCGAAGGCGAAAGAAAACUCAUACUCGAUGGACAAAGGAGGAGUUAAAGGCAGUAAGAACUCAUUUUAAGGACAAUAUUCAACAAAAAACUAACCCUGGAAAAGCAAAGGAAUUCCCUCGUUGGGAGCAGAUCUUGGGUGCACCACCAGAUCAUGCUGAACAUAAUAUUGCAUUGCUAUCACAAUUGUGCUCACAUUUAAAAUUUCAACUUCGUACUAUCAAUUUUAAGGAAUUUCCUACUUGGGAGCAGAUCCUGGGUGCACCACCAGAUCAUGCUGAAUAA
Diatraea saccharalis (sugarcane borer) is the source of this 786-nucleotide messenger RNA. NCBI's taxonomy places the organism in Eukaryota, Metazoa, Arthropoda, Insecta, Lepidoptera, Crambidae. The record is from the annotation of a GenBank genome assembly.